CUUGAUUAUUAAUUAUUUCUAAAUACGGCAACAAUAAUUUGGGGUAGCCUUUUUUAGCGUCUUCCUAGCAUAGCUAGGCACACUUGCUGUUUUAGGAUUCAAAUGGUUAUGGCUUUAUUACUAAUAGAUUAUGUCAGCACAGUAUCAUUCAGGUCAUCAAGACUGAGUGUACAGACACAUGCUUUUCAUGUUAAACAUCUAGAGUUGCAUUAUGCUAUUUGCAUGCACAUCGAGUGAGUAGAAUUCCUGUCAUUGUUAAGAUACAGACUGUAUUUAGCAUAGAUCCAUUUAAUGAUUCAUCACAAGUAACAGGAAUCAAUUUAUGCUUUGUCCAAAGCCAGUAUACAACACUGCAGUGCAGAGAGUGCAUUUGUUUACUGCAGACUUGGAACUGUAGCAAAAUGGAGAAAUCCAGAAGCAGUUCAAAAUCUCUGAAGAUUCAUGAAACUCGACAGCUACCUAGGCAUCAGAUGCAUGCAACUGGGCAAUCUGUUGCUCCUCAGUCUGCCAUACAUCAGUUUCAGGAUAGAAGUCAUGAGGAUCUGGAUCAAGUUGGGUAUACCUGGCAUCAAAGAAGAAGGUUAAAAGAAUUCCGAAUCAGAUAUCUAGCAAGGAAAUUCUUUGAUCUGUGGGCAAAAAAGACAUUUGGACAAGUUGUCCCUUCCAAAGCCAGAUGCUUUUAUGACCAGAAGGUUCUUCAAAAAACUUUUGGAGAGUGGAAGGAGUCGUGGACUGUUUGCAGAGAAAGGGAGCUCAGCCUCGGAGCAGACAGCCGUUACAGGCAUUCGCUCCAUAAUUUGAUAUUCAAGGCUUGGAGAGCCUAUGUAUGUCAGCAACAAGGAAAGAGGAACAAAUACUAUGUUGCAGAGUCCCAUGCAAAGAAGCAAAGAUUGCUCAGGACCUGGCAGCACUGGCUGGUUUAUGUUGAUGUUAAAAGGACGAAACGUGUGAUGCACUCUGUGGCACUGGCAUUCAGGGAAAGAAGCUGUUUGCGCAUAUCGUGGGCAGUGUGGAAAAGACAACACUACCAGAUCUGUACUGGACAUAAAAUGAAUAUUUUGGCUCUGCAGCAUUGGGCCCAGAGCCUGCAAUCUCGAGCUUGGUUGCAGUGGCGAGAGCUGUAUUUAUACAGCCAGAACGACAAGCAGAAGGAGACUAGGGCAGUAACUCACCAUCAGCACUGGGUGUUGAAGAGAUGCAUGGAAGCAUGGCUGGGAUAUUUAAACCUCCACAGAGCAAAGAAACUUCAGAAUGAGCUGGCCCAAGAGCAUCACCAAAGCAGAUUAGUCCAGCAAUAUUUCUCUGAUUGGCGGCUGUCAUGGAAGUGCAGGAGAAGAAUGCAUGCUCACAGAAAGGAUAUUGAAGAACUAGCAACAAGGAUUGCCUUAUGGAGAGUCUUUGCACACUGGAAGCAUUAUGUUGUACUGUGUGUGGAAGAGACUCGACAGUGUGGGCUGGCUGAAAAACACUACAAGUAUCAUCUGUUGAAACUUGGGUUUAAAGGCCUCUGUCAGAAUGUCAUGAACACUCGUCUUCAGCAAAUGAGAAAAAAUUUGGCAUACCGUCAGCAUCAAGUUACAGUGAUGCAGAAGUUCUGGAACUGUUGGAAGUCCCGUUUGGAAGAGAAGGAGGAAGAACAGCAGCAGGCCUUAACAUUAAUGGCUCAUGCCCAUUAUAGGAGGGUGUUGAUGAGACAGGUAUUUGAUGUGUGGUUGCUGCAUGCCUGGAAGCAGCAAGAAUACAGAAUGGAAGAAAAGAGGGCUGUACUUCAUUUUGAAAGGCAACUAUUGAGUUGCUUCUGGUGCUUCUGGCGUAGAAGAACAGCUGCACGUUUGGAGGAGCAAGAGGGCUUGGUUCGUGCAAGAGAUCACUACAGUAACCUGCUCCUGCUAAAGACUUUCUGUCUGUGGAAGCAAAAGACUCAGGAGAGAAAAACAGAGAGGCUCAAGGAGAUGCAAGCCUUAAGAUUUCACUGUUCAAAGUGUCUGCAGUGGACUUGGAACAAGUGGAGAGAGGUGAGACAUCAGCGUGAGAAAUGGAGGAAGCUGGUGCAAGCAGACAUGCACUAUCGGCACACAUUACUGGGCAAGACCUUGGCAGCCUGGAAGAGUUACCAACUUAACGUACAGUGCAUUCUAUACCAAGUAGCUGAAAAGGAGAAACAGCGCACCAGACUACUGCUGCGACAGCUUCUGUGUACAUGGAGAGAAAAUGCCCUUGCUCUUAUACAUGAAGAUGAGGCAGCUAUUCGGGCAGAUGAGCAUUACAGGAGAGCAAUCCUGUCAAAGGUGUUGCUGCAGUGGAGCCACGCUGCCAAACUACGAGUGUAUUGCCGUAAGCAGAAGGUGACAGCUGUGAUGGAGGCCAGAAAAUAUUUGGAUAUAGUACGUUUACAGACCCUGUUUCUUCACUGGAAGGAAUUAACUAGGGAGUCUCUGAUGCUGAGGGCUCAGCAGCACAGGGCAGUACAGCACCAUCAGCAGCACCUACUCCAGAAGUACCUGGUGAAAUGGAAGAAAUAUCAUCAGCGAUGCCUUGGGAAAACGCUACUACAGAGACAGGCAGAUCAGCUAAUGACUCAUAGACUUUGCUCUGCUUCCUUCUCUUGCUGGAAGACACGGCUGGUGCAGCAAUGGUGGGAAAAGCAGAAGACAGUGCAAGCCUUGUGGCACUGGUCUAAUUCAUUGCAGAGAAAGGUAUUUGAUGCUUGGCUCAGAUUUGCCAAAGGGCAACAGCAGAAGAAAGAUCUCACUGAAAAAGCCACAGGAGUUUACCACACUGCUCUUCUGAGAGAAGGUGUAACCCGGGUCUCGAGAUACGCUGCUGGCAUGAAACAGUUGCAGGGACAGCUCCAAGCCCAGCACCAGCUGAAGGCAGCCUACAACCUUCACCAGUCAGUGUAUCGUUGUGCCAUGCUGUGGAAGCAGAAGGCUCUUUCCAAGAAAUUUAAUAAGCCUUGUUCUUUUCUGCCACUUCUGAAGAAACAAGUGACAUCUAGAAGACCUGGUGUUAGCCCUGAGACAAGAGGACAUUCAGCAGAGGAAGAGCCACAGCCUUCAAAAUGCAGUCAUCUACCAUUUCACCUUGCUGAUGGGGACUCAAUUCUCAGUGAUCUAAGUGCUAUUCGACGAGCAAGGUUACCACCAUGGAGGCCUGACUUCCUUCUGGAAUCUAAUUUAGAGAGCAAGGAACUGCUGGGACCUCCUUUUACUAGAUCAGAGGUACCCUUUCAGCAACCAGCUGUGAACAGAUGUUCUGCGCAGACUGGGAACUUAAUGCUAACGCCUCAAAUGGAAGGAAGUGCCUGUAAAUGUCUAUCUCAAAUGGGCAACGCCACUCAUUUCUGUCCACCUCCCACACGUGCCGCUGUCCCGUCUGUACCACUGUGGACUCAGGAUGUGUGCUGUGCUGCUCAGAGGCCAGAGCUAUGCUCUCCUUCAGCUUUCAUGUCUCAGGUAAAAGCUGGAGCAGAAAUGAGAGAUCAGCCUGUUAGUUCUCACAAAGGAGCCUGUUCCCAAGACACUCAGCAGGACUCUGUGAAGUUGCGACCAAACUUGCAGCCACAUCUGCUGUCACCUGAAGAUCUGGUGGGAAAAUGGAGUCACCAAACUGCAGCUGAAGGGGAAGAAGGGGAGCACAGGUCCAGAGAACUGGUGUUCCAAAGCAAGCUGGAAGUUGAACUCCAACACAUCCAACAGCAGAUGCAGUACUACUUCAGCAGGAAGCAGGAACUCAGGUCCUGUCAACAGCAGGCACAGAUUCUACAGAAGUGGCUAGAAAUGAGCACACAACCAGGGGACCAAGACGGUGUACAAGCAGUUCAGGAAGAACUGGAUCAGUUGCAGGUGAGGAUCAACACUCUUACCAAAGCACAGCUAAAAGAGAGACAUCAUGUGCAGAAGCUGGUUGCCCGCCUGCGUGAUAUCCAGAUUGCUCUGGAUAUGUAAUACAUCUGUGCCAGUAUUCCAGCACCUGGGUAGGACUUUUUGCUCCUUUCACAGCAGGGAAGGAUGGAAGAGAUGUAUACAAUUCCUUACUCUAUGUAUGUGGCACUUUUAUAAAUUAAAAUAUUUUUGCCUUUUUGUUAUUAGAGCUGGUUAAAAAAAAAACAGGAGCUAAACACACCUCAUGCUGCACUCAAAAUACCUAGUUUAGGUUACUCUGACAUUUCAGAAAAAUAAGCAACACUGAUAAGACUCUUUAUUUCAAAGUGUUUGCAAUUAAAUGAGUUCAUGUCAGUAAGUCAUACACUUGACAUACAAAAAUACUGUGCUACUGAUACAGUUGAAUUAAAUGGAUUCUCCAUGCAGGAGAAAUUCACAGCAUUAUCAGUACCCUCUAGGAACUUUGCUUUCACUUCCAGGGCUCAUUGCUGACAACUGCAUAACAAGUGAUAUUUGUUAAUCAGCUAGCUCUGCACAGUAUUAAGACCAUCAUGAAAAGAGCCAUUUGCAUGCUGAAUCCUCUCUUUCUUAGAUUUCUAAUAAAGCAAACAUCAGGUAAUCCCAUCCUCUGUUACUAGGCUAACAGUAACCUUCAGAUAGUGUGGAUGAUGAUGCUGAGUAGGAAGAAAUUAAAGCUUAAAGUUGCUUUGGCUGUGUCCAGAUGCCAUGGGCCAUAGUGGAAUAGGGGGAAAAUAUUUCAUUUGUCUCUUCCCUCAUCCACUGGAACAGAUUUGCUUUCUACUGUUCAUGUGACACUGAAGUGUAGUCAGGCAGCUAGUCCUAGCUUUAUCCUCUUGGGGUUGAUGUUUGCCUUAAGUCAGUUCUCACUCUUAAUGGUUUAAAAAAGUGCACAUUUCUAGAACCUGUGUAAGUUAAUAUACUGCUGCAGGAGUAAACUUGCUAAUGCCAAGAAGUUUAACAAGAUAGGUGGCUGAGAGCCACUUCAAGCUUUCAAACUCCUCCCUCUGUAAAGUGAGGAAACAUUGACUCUCGGAGCCAAAUGAAUUUUCUCCUGCUUGUCACCCAAACAGCCACCAGUAUCUGAGUCAUGGCUGGGCUACAUCACUUGGGAAGCAGUUGAUCAUCCCUUCUUUCCUGAUGACAAGCUAAGCAUACAGGACUUGGCAAACUGGACAUUUGUACAACAAAAUUAUAUUCUAUUUUCUGCAGUGCAUACAAAGAAGAUAGGUAUUAUUUUCUUUAGGAAAUCAGAGCUGGUCAAAGCCUAUCAUCUCCUUGAAGUAGCAGAAAAGUAGCUCAAGCAAGAAACUAAUGAGAAAUCUUUCAGAGCAGAAAGGCAAGUUUCAUAAGCAUGUCCACUCCAACAAGCUCUGGCUAGUAAAGUCAGUUCUAAAUGAGUGCCUGGACUUGAAACAGUUUAUUCUCUAAAAACGAAUUAAACAUCAUUUUAAAAUUCAAUUCCCCCACUUUGGCACCAGUUUCUGCCAGUGCCAUAUUCAAUGGAUCCAAGGUGUUAGAUUUUAACACUUCUUGACAAAGAGGCUCUAAAGUUUUGCUUAGGAUGAAGCUUUAGCAUAGAGCUUUCAGCCCCCAGCACAUUCCUAGAGUUAAGUAUGAGGGCAGAAGUCAGAGCCAGUGUGGGUUUUUUAUAUUUUGAGUAAGAUAAGAGUUGUCAGUUCAUUAUAGGAGGGCCACACUGGCACCUGGGAGGCAACUUGGGACUGCUUCAAAGAGCUGUAUUUUUAUACACAGUCAGUACAUAAUAGGACAUCUCACUCUGUGCCAUAAAAAUUGGUCCUCAAGUAUCUGAAACUGUUUUGUAAAUAGAGAGAUUACUUCUUCUUUAGUUACAAAGCAACAAUGAAGAUACAUAGCAGAAAGUAAAAACAUAUUUUGGCUGCCAUCUCAUUGCAUCACACAAGAAAAACAUCCUCUACCUUUUCCAACACCUUAAUCCAAAGGUGAAGUAACUGUCUCUCAUACAGACAAAAUCUUUAAGGCCUGGAGUAGCAAAAUAAAACCAUAGAUUAGGACACAGAGCUUUUCUUUUCUUUUCCUUUUUUUUUUUUUUU
Molecule: messenger RNA, 5977 nt
Organism: Athene cunicularia (burrowing owl)
Lineage: Eukaryota; Metazoa; Chordata; Aves; Strigiformes; Strigidae
Gene: SFI1
Product: SFI1 centrin binding protein
Exons: 30
Coding region: 402-3947 (1181 amino acids)
Molecular function (GO): phosphatase binding
Source: RefSeq, a predicted model, not a curated record